GCCAGCUGGUGCUUACAAAUAUAUGUGUAGAGCGAGUGAUUUUCGCCCAGCGUCCAGACGAGCGAAAGCAUCAGCACGAAGGCAAGGCACAAACUCACCCACCACAAUCGACCUUGUCAAUUCACUUCCUCUGUGUCCGACAUGAAUGCAAUGAGGUCUUCUCCCUCUAACUAUGACGGACGGAUGAAAAGGGAGAGGGAAAGAAAGGCAGUGACCGCACCAGCCCUACGACCCCUCAAACCGCCAAUCCACCCAUGGAUGCACACCCACUGCACUCCCGGUGGAAAAAGCAAACAUGCAUGUCCCCUCCCUCCUCCGCACAUACAUACUUAUGUGAAUGCGGAGACACAGGGCAGAUGAAUGAACGAUGAAGAUAACCAAAACCCAGUGUGGUGCGAUGUGGUGUGCCGCACUACACACGGCAAAUGAAUGACUGUGUGGCUCUCUCUCGCUCUCUCUCGCAGCAUGAAUGGAAUGCAUCAAAUGCAACUAACCCAACCCCACGAAUGAAUGAAUGGCACAGCGGAGGGCGGGCGGGCUUCCUUCGCCCUCCGCCUUAAUUGAAUCAGAACAUGCAGCCGAACACAACCAACACACGUGAGUGACAAACUUUCUCAGGAACUAACUAACUAGCUAGCUAACUAACUAACUAAGUCGUAAGUCAGGUAUGCAUUGCCUGGCUCGUCGAUCGGUUGAUCAGGGUCUCAGGAGGUUGCGCCCUGGGCCAUUCUCGUCAAGAGGGAUGCGCCUGGGCGCGACGCCACGGAUGGCCUCCUCCUCGACUUCGCCGCUCUCGAUGGCCGUCUCGUUGCCGCGACGACGCUCACGGCAUGUCAGUGUGACCUUUUCACGACUGAAGGAGCGACCAUCGAGGUCCUGGAACACACACACACACCCGCACAGUUGCAUCUCAAAGAGAGAGAGAUCUGCCCCUCUCUCUCUCUCUCUCUCUCUCCACUUACUUGUCCUUUACACGAGAAAGAGUGUUCACCGUCCCACUGGUAGUCGAAUUCCUUGCCCUUAGCGUAGUACAAGAAGCUGUCGCCGUCAUCGAUUUCGAUAGCGUCGUCAUGGGUAUCCCUGCAGACACACAUAUACCCACAUAGCAUUCGUGUUCACGUCUGUCUGUUGCAUGCGACACACACCGUACGAGCGGUGGGCACCUCUACGUGUCACCUCACUUCAGAUAAUAGCAGGUGUCAAAGGGGACCUCGUACCUGUAAUGAAGACCACACACACACACAGAGACGAUCGAGCGUUACGGUCAACGGUGCAGCUAACUUCUCGAGCUCACGAGUCACUCACGACCUCGUAUAGGCGUAGUUACGUACGUACCAACAGUAGGAGAUGGGCAAGGCCUGGCCCGAUUUUGUGACUUUGACAGCGACGUGGAUGGGACCCUUGCUGCAGUGGUUGCAGAAUGUGAUCUUGUGGGCCGCCGAUGCCUCGAGCAACGCAAAUGAGCUCACAAGAAGAGCAGCCAGGGCCGCAGCAACAUACCAGCGGGCCAUACUGACGGAAAGCUGAGUACGGGGAGAGAGCUGGAUCUGGGCAAAUGACGGAUCGAGUAGAAAGCAGCCGGAGGGGUGGACAGAGGGAUGGGAGAGAAGGUGGAUUGGGCAGUGGGAGGAAUCCGGUGAGAGAGUGGGAGCGGACUGGUGGAUUUCGG
Molecule: messenger RNA, 1669 nt
Organism: Vitrella brassicaformis
Lineage: Eukaryota; Vitrellaceae
Source: the annotation of a GenBank genome assembly